AUGGCCAAUGAAGUGAUUCCCGCAAAUGAAAUUAAAUUCGAAAAGUUUUGUAGCAUCUUAGAACAGCUGCAAAAGAGGAAAAGGCAAAGACAAGAACAAGAUAAAAUAUUGGGAAACUUUAUAAAUGAAUGUAAACUGAGUGCGUCACAAGUGGUAGGGAAAAAGAAUGCUACUUUAUUCCCAAUCCUAAGACUGCUGCUGCCAAAACUAGAUAGAGAGAGGAGUGCUUAUAAUUUGAAAGAAAGCAAACUUGGCGUGUUACUUGUAAAAGUUCUGUCACUUUGCAAACAAUCUCGCGAUGCGCAGAAGUUACUGAAUUACAGAUCAGUAAAUAACUCUCAGGACAGCGAUUUCCCUGGAGUUGCAUACUUUGUUUUUAAAAGUAGAAUGAAACCAAAAUCUGAGGACAUAACUGUUGGUGAUAUUAAUGGCAUCCUGGAUAACAUCGCCGCAGCUGAAGUUGGGAUGAAGGCGUCGGUUCUCGAUGAAACGUUCAGCCAAGUUAUAAGUAAAGUGACUGCAGACCAGAUGAAGUGGUUCCUCAGACUUAUACUCAAAGAGCUCAAAUUGGAGAUGGGGAGUAAUCGCAUAUUGGCUCUAUUUCACCCUGACGCUCCCGAAUAUUAUGAAACCUGUGGCCUAUUGUCCAAGGUGUGUGAAGAGCUCGGUGAGGGCGAUUCUCGUCCUUUGGAGCUGGGAAUAGAGAUGUUUCAUGCAAUUAGCCCGAUGCUGUCCGAACGACUCGACGUCAAGAAUAUCGCCAAACAACUGUCCUCGGACAAAACUUAUCAGAUUGAGAACAAGUUUGACGGUGAAAGAUUUCAAAUACACAUGCUAAACGGAAAAUUUGAAUAUUUUUCGCGAAGAGGUUUUUCCUUCACCAAAAACUAUGGAGGCAGUUAUGACUCUGGCCUGUUGACGCCUCAUUUAAAGGACACCUUCUCAUCUGAUGUUACCAGCUUUAUUCUAGACGGCGAGAUGAUGGGUUGGCAUAAACAGUACCAGUGCUUUGGGUGUAAAGGAAUGGCUUUUGACGUUAAGAAAAUAACAGAGAAUUCGAGGUUCCAACCAUGUUUCUGCGCCUUCGAUAUUCUGUACUACAAUGGUAGAACAUUAGUUGGGCCUCCAGAGAAAGGAGGGUUGCCACUUAGAGAACGACUUCUUAUUUUGGACAAAGUGUUUACUGAUAAAACUGGAGUCAUAAAACAUAGUGAUCGGAAGACAUUGUCUAAGGCGACCAUUUUCCCAGAGAUUUUGGAUGCUCUAAAUAAGGCGAUAGAGAAUCAAGAUGAGGGCAUAGUGGUGAAAGAUGUGGAUUCGUACUACAUUCCUAAUCGACGUAAUGCUGGAUGGUACAAAAUUAAACCUGAGUAUACAGAAGGUGCCAUGAGUGACCUAGACUUUGUGAUUAUCGGUGCUGAUGAGGCUGAGAACAAGAGGCAAGGUCGCGCCAAGAGUUUCCACGUCGCCUGCAGCGAUGGAGCUAGCCCUGGUAAAAUGCCUGAGCGCUGGAUAUCAAUAGGUCGGGUAUCUACUGGCUUUACGUUUGACGAGCGAGAGACCCUAUGUGCCACAUUGGAACGCAACUGGACGUCCUCUAGACAGACACCAGCACCAUCUAACUUGAGUUUCAGUAAAAAUAAACCUGACUUCUGGAUCCUACCUGAACAUUCCGUCGUGUUAACGGUUCGAGCGUCUGAGUUGGUUCGUGCAUCAGGUUUUGGUACGGACUACACACUAAGGUUUCCACGCGUCACAAAAAUAAGAGAUGAUAAACCCGUUCAAGAUGUCAUGACACUAAUGGAGUUCCAAAAUCUUUGUGCUAACAAAGGACCGGUAGUAAAAUUGAGUACCAAUCAAAUAAAUGGGGAUGAAAUAGCCGAAGUGAAACCUCGAGCGAAGCGGAAGAUAGAGGCGCCGAAGGUCCCAGAGCAGUUCCAGAUCAGAUCUCGUGGAGAUGUGGAAGCCACUUCGAAGGCUCUUCUCGGAAGGAAGCUGUGCAUACUGUCCGAAGAUGUCGACUGUACACGACAGGAACUUUGCAAGAUCAUUGAAACACACGGCGGAAAAGUUGUCGCUAAUGUCGGUCCGGACACAUGGUGCGGGGUAGCGGGUCAGCAAACCAGUCGUGUACGUAGUGUAAUUGAAUCACAACGCCUGGAUGUACUGAGCACCGCCUGGUUACGUUCUCUGCCCUCGGCUGAAGCACCCGUGCAGCCUCCACCGGUACAUAUGCUGGCCAUCAAACCUGCCACGAGACUAACCCUCGCCAGACAUUAUGAUGCUUAUGGAGACAGUUACACAGAACCAACUGACGAGGAAACUCUGAGGAAGGUAUUCGAUAAAAUGGAUGGUGAUGUACAAAUCUACCUCACACAUCAAGAGAUGCUGAAUUUAGACAAGGAGAUAUUUGGGGACAACAAUCCGCAUUCAUUCUUGCGUCCUUGCUCCAUACAUGUGACGGAGCUGGAAGGUCUUAACGCGAUUCUGGCUUCGAUGUACGGAGCCAAUGUUCUUGAUACUCCGUCCACAGACUGCACACAUAUUGUAGUCCCAAGCAAUAUUGAAAAGACUGAACUAGAUAGUCUUAAAACGUAUAACGCAAUGGUUGUAAGUGAAAACUGGCUUGAAGCUUGCUUUUCCGAAAAAAAAUUAGUGCCUGAAGCCGAAUUUCUUAUGUGA
Spodoptera littoralis (African cotton leafworm) is the source of this 2682-nucleotide messenger RNA. NCBI's taxonomy places the organism in Eukaryota, Metazoa, Arthropoda, Insecta, Lepidoptera, Noctuidae. The record is from the annotation of a GenBank genome assembly.